GUGGGCUCGUGGGCGCGCCGGAGCCGGGAGAGCGAGGCGGCUGCGGGCGCGGGCCUGAGUGAUGCGCGGGCUGCUACCUCUAGCCGGCAGAAUAGUUCUGGUCGCGCUGCGCGGCGGCCGCGGCUGCUGCGGGCUCGGAAUGUUCUACGCCGUGCGCAGGGGCCGCAGGACCGGCGUCUUCCUCACCUGGAAUGAAUGCAAGGCGCAGGUGGACCGGUUUCCUGCUGCCCGGUUUAAGAAGUUUGCCAGUGAAGAUGAGGCCUGGGCCUUUGUCAGAAACUCCGUGAGCCCGGAUGGUGAAGGCUCUUGUCUUCCAGAGCAAAAAAAUACUCAUGCACAGGAGUCACAGGUGAAAGUCAGCAAGCGUCUCAGAGAGCCCUUAGAUGACCAUGAAGAAGAGGUCUCAGAGCCGAGUGCGAAGUAUGUGCGAAAGAACACAGAGCCAGCCCCUGCCCUUGGCAAGGACACAUUUUCUUAUAUGGGAGACUCUGUGGUUGUCUACACCGAUGGCUGCUGCUCCAGUAACGGGCGGAGGAGAGCACGAGCAGGAAUUGGCGUCUACUGGGGGCCAGGCCACCCUUUAAACAUAGGCAUUAGACUCCCCGGACGACAGACAAACCAAAGAGCAGAAAUCCAUGCAGCCUGCAAAGCCAUCGAACAAGCCAAGGCUCAGAACAUCAGUAAAUUGGUUCUAUAUACGGACAGUAUGUUCACUAUAAAUGGGAUCACUAACUGGGUCCAAGGCUGGAAGAAGAAUGGGUGGAAGACGAGUACGGGGAAGGAGGUGAUCAACAAGGAGGACUUCGUGCAGCUGGAGGAGCUCACCCACGGCAUGGACAUUCAGUGGAUGCAUGUUCCUGGUCAUUCGGGAUUUGUGGGCAAUGAAGAGGCCGAUAGGCUGGCGAGAGAAGGGGCUCGGCAGUCUCAAGACUGAGUGGAGUCACUUGGGUGCUCUGGAGAAGGCAAGCGAUAGCUCUUGUUGCUGUCAUUUCCUGGUGUGGGCAUCAAGACCUCUCAGCAGGAGUGCUACAGGAGACAAAGCUGAGCCAGGGGGCACUGUGUCCUGUGAGCAUCUCAGUAAAAAAGUGCUCCAGGAGGAAGUGGACGUCUUUGAGAUCUGGUGAUUCUGAGAUCUGCUGCUUACUGGGCUUAGUAUAUUUUCAUAUGUUUUAUUGCAGUUUGGCCCAAAGUGCUUGGGCGUUGAUUUUUAUAAGAAAUCAAUAAAACAUUGGUUAAAAGAUGCUGACAGGAACUCAGGAAGAAUUGUGGAAGAGUUCGCUGACCUUCUGAUUUUCAAGGUGGAGUCACCUGCCCUUGUAGCCACACUGGGCAUGUGGCUCACAGGACGCCCCUCAGGUGCCUGAUGCUGUGUACACAGGAGACCGUGGCUGUGGAAGAAUGGCCUCAGUCUUUCAAAUGUGUGUGUGUGCAGGGCUGGGAUCGAACCCAGGACCUCAACAUGCUCAGCAGUUACAAUUUUGUACGUGUGUGUGUGUGUGUUGGGCACUGGGGAUUGACCCCAGGGGUGCUCUACCAUUGAGAUGUUCCCCCAGCCCUUUUUAUUUUUUCAUUUUGAGAGGUCUUGGUGAGUGGCUGAAGUUGACCGUAAAUUUGUGAUCCUCUUCGCUCAGCCUGCUGAGUGCUGGGAUUAUAGGUGUGUGUCACCACUCCUGGCUCAGUUACAGCUUUUUUUUUGGUACCAGGGAUUGAAUCCAGGGCACUUAAUCACAGAGCUGCAUCCCCAGCCCUUUUUAUAUUUUAUUUAGAGACAGGGUCUCACUGAGUUUCUAAGUGCCUGGCUAAUCUGCUGAGGCUGGCUUUGAACUCGCGAUCCUCCUGCCUCAUCUUCCUGAAUUGCCAGGAUUACAGGUGUGCAUCACUGUGCCCGGCUCAGUUACAGCUUUUAAAGACCAAGAUGCAUAUAUCUUUGAAAAGUUUCUUUGGCUUUUUUUCUUAAAAAUACUGUGCAGGUUUAAAACAAAUGUUUGACAUGAUCAUUUAUUUUUGAAUUUUUUUCCAUAAAAUAAAAAUACAGAAAAUGACACAAAACAAAUGAACGCGUAUUGAAUUACUAUUAUAAGAUGAAUGUCCGUGCAUCCACCACCCUGUAAGGAAUAGUGCUUUGCUGGACACUCCAGAGUACUCCCCUGGGACCUCUCCUUCCUCCUCCUCCCCUCUCUUUACAAUGUAAUCCUGACUUUUGUGGAAAUGACUUCAGGCAUUUCUCGAUGUCAGUUUAAUCUUGCCAACUUUUUCCUUUUUUUAACUUUAUAUUUCUUAGGGCUUUUAAAUUGCAGUCCCUGCUCCAUCCCACUGUUUCCCUACAUAUUAUCUUCUGGACCUGGGCCAUCUGUUUUUUCUGUAGUCUGGAUUUUGCUGAUUGUGUUCAUGAGAACACAGUUCAAAUGUGGCCAGCAAGGUGGGGAGCAAGACUAGGGCACUGCCUCCACUACGCAGAUAGACAGAGCUCCAUUCUGUCAACCCAGAGACAUACGGGAUUAUUCUGUUUUAGGAGCAGUAACUCACCAAUGGGGUAAGCAAAGGUCUUUUUACUUAGGACAUAUGACCAUAAAAGAAAAAGACUGCAUAUAAAUAAAAAAUGUUACUUCAUAACGCAAAGAUUUUGAAAGUAACAAGCAAAAGCAAACUAUGGAAAGAGUUUGUAACUCAUCACAAAGGACUAAUAUCCCUGAUGUGUACGAGAAAACAACUGGUGAAUCAGAGGAACGGAUCACCCAGGUUGUUCCCAAGAAGUACAUACAGCCCCUGGAGUGGAUGUGUGUCCAUCUUCACUCCGGAGAGUACAGCUGAGCUGCAGAUGCAGUUUCUCCCUCAACAGGCUCCAGGGUUGCCGAGGCUGUUGGGAAAUGCUGCUGAUGCUGAAGGCAGAUGGCAUACCCCUGGACACCAGCGGAGCCUGCCUGCCAGUAUGAUAAAUGCGUUUCCCUGAUCCGCCAGCCCUGUUCUGCAGACUGAUACUGCAACACCUGUGCCCAUACAAAUAUAAGGCAGGAUUCAUGGGCUGGGUAGAAGCUCAGCCACCAUGCCCAGCUCAUCAGAUAAUGUUCUGGAGAAUGUUUUUGGAAUUAGAAAAAAAAUACUGUCGCUAUUAAACAGUUUUCUCCCUAUAA
This is a messenger RNA of Marmota monax (woodchuck), 3131 nucleotides long. It is a transcript of the gene Rnaseh1, whose product is annotated as ribonuclease H1. The record is from RefSeq and is a predicted model, not a curated record. Gene Ontology annotation, biological process: DNA replication, removal of RNA primer. The transcript is spliced from 8 exons. Bases 62 to 934 code for a protein of 290 amino acids. Gene Ontology annotation, molecular function: magnesium ion binding; RNA-DNA hybrid ribonuclease activity; nucleic acid binding. NCBI's taxonomy places the organism in Eukaryota, Metazoa, Chordata, Mammalia, Rodentia, Sciuridae.